AUGCCGUUCCCACUCGAAAUCUGCAUCGACUCGCUUGAGUCGGCACGCACCGCCGGACCGUACCUCGGCCCCGGGGACCGCUUCGAGGUCUGCGCAAGUCUUUUAGCUGGCGGCGGGCUGACGCCCAGUAUGGGCCUGGUGCGGGCACUGCGUGCUGACCAACCACACAUUGGGCUCAUGGUGAUGGUUCGCCCACGUCCCGGGUCCUUCGUCUACACCCCGGCAGAGGUCGAGGUCAUGCUGCUCGACAUUCAGGCCGCGAGGGAGGCUGGUGCCGUUGGGGUGGUGUUUGGGUGUCUCACGGUGGAGGGUGAGGUGGAUACUGCUGUCACUACACAGCUGUGUAAGGCUGCAGAAGGAAUGGAAGUGACCUUCCAUCGCGCGUUUGACGUCACACCAUCGUGGCAACGGGCUUGCGACACACUCGCCUCAAUCCCAGGCAUCACACGUAUCCUCACGUCCGGCCACGCCCUUACCGCGCUCGAAGGAGCGGCCGAGCUCGACGCCCUAACACGACACUUGCAAUCCUCCUCGUCAUCCUUCCCGCUUACCAUCCUGCCCGCUUCAGGCAUCAACGCCAUGUCGUUGGCAGAACUGCGUAAUCGAGCACCACUGUUGCAAGAAGCACAUCUCAGCGCGAGCGGGAUCAUACCACCUCCCGACGCCAGUGCCGUUGCCAUUGGCAAAGUGCUCGGGUUCGGGAGCGGUGAGGAGUGGCGGCUCGACGGGGACAAGUUGAAAGCUGUACGGGAGCUGGUGGAUCGUGAGGGGUAA
Molecule: messenger RNA, 774 nt
Organism: Apiotrichum porosum
Lineage: Eukaryota; Fungi; Basidiomycota; Tremellomycetes; Trichosporonales; Trichosporonaceae
Exons: 5
Coding region: 1-774 (257 amino acids)
Molecular function (GO): copper ion binding
Source: RefSeq, a predicted model, not a curated record